Molecule: messenger RNA, 179 nt
Organism: Pelobates cultripes (western spadefoot toad)
Lineage: Eukaryota; Metazoa; Chordata; Amphibia; Anura; Pelobatidae
Source: the annotation of a GenBank genome assembly
AUGGAUUUGACUGGUACAGGAAACAAACGACUUGACCCGGAAGCUUGCGGUGAGGUGAGAGGUCAGCUAUGGGGCUGGAAAGUACCCAGACUUGGUGGACAUGGAGGUUUGGUCCAGGAAAAGGCCCGGGAAGCCAGCACCGGCACCGGCGGGAACGAACGGCCAGUUCUGGAUAGGAG